Carica papaya (papaya) is the source of this 1212-nucleotide messenger RNA. Its product is annotated as ATP phosphoribosyltransferase regulatory subunit. Lineage: Eukaryota; Viridiplantae; Streptophyta; Magnoliopsida; Brassicales; Caricaceae. Gene Ontology annotation, biological process: negative regulation of photomorphogenesis; regulation of abscisic acid-activated signaling pathway. The record is from RefSeq and is a predicted model, not a curated record.
GUUUUUAUGCCGUCACCGUUACCGUGAAGCAGAGUGCUGCUUAAUAAGUAAAAGCCGAACUGCCGAAGCUUGGCGUCGCGGCCUGCACCGCAACAGUUUCCGUUUUCCAAAAUCUGAACCAAUUUCUGUUGAUUCAUGUCUGUGUCGCUGGCUCCCAUCACCCGAACUCUCAAUCGGAGUCACGGCCAUGUCAUUCACCGUCACUUUCUCACUUCCCUCCAUCUCUUCUUCUCCUCAAGGCCAGUCAAAAAUACUCAAACAACUUCUCGGUCUCAGCAACCCCAGUUUCAGAAGCUUCCUCCUCAAGCGCCAGCCUUCUCAUAUUCAAUCGCCUUUUCCUCUAUUUGCUUCUAGAAAAACCACCUCCAACAUCUCUCAGAGGAAUAAUGAUCUUGUUGAUGAUCCACGCAGUUGGAGCCAUUCGAUCGCGCCAGACUACCAUGAGGAUGACGAAGACGAGGACGUCGAUGAUGAUGAGGAAGAAGAUAGGAGUUUGGAUCUGCUAGUUAGAUUCGUUCAAAAUGUGUUCAAGAAGAUCUCCAAAAGAGCAAGGAGAGCCGCACGGUCAGUUCUGCCUCCUUCCAUAUCUACGAAACUGGUGGGUUUUACGGUGAACGGGGUCCUGAUACUAGCGUUUCUGUGGGUCUUGAAGGCGUUUCUCGAGGUGGUGUGCACUCUUGGAAGCAUCGUAUUUGUAAGCAUAUUACUUAUACGUGGUAUAUGGACGGGCAUAACCUAUUUACAAGAAAGUCGUAACUAUAGGAGCAAUGAAUUUAAUGAUGAACACCAUGCAUGGUCCAGGGCACAGCCUGUGCCUUGAUAUGUGCACUCUGAAGCAGAAGCAUGCAAUCUGUCCAAACACAAAAAAUGGCAACCUUUAGUAUUUUGAUCAAGGAAGAGAAGAAAAUGACACCCAAAAAGGUUUUAAUCAUUGGAAAUAACCAUUUACUGCAAGUUUGAGGGAUUUAAUGGUAUGAGAUAGCUUCCCAUAUGAAUUUCUGGAACAAGAUAUUCUCAUGUAGUAUCCAUGGAAAACUAGUAAUAAAAGCUGGGGAAAGCUUUAGUUGUUUGCAUACACCACAAUUCUUCAUGGAAAAACACCUGUUAUAAGUCAUGAGAGUACCUUAAAUGUACCAUAGAUAUGAUAUGCGUAAGUUAAGCUUGUCUACAACAACAGCAUCAGAUAUAUACAUUCUUAUCCUUUCUUCAACA